Messenger RNA from Acromyrmex echinatior (Panamanian leafcutter ant), 1375 nucleotides. RefSeq lists its product as uncharacterized. Gene Ontology annotation, cellular component: axon; membrane; neuronal cell body. Gene Ontology annotation, biological process: chemosensory behavior; male courtship behavior; sensory perception of taste. The record is from RefSeq and is a predicted model, not a curated record. NCBI's taxonomy places the organism in Eukaryota, Metazoa, Arthropoda, Insecta, Hymenoptera, Formicidae.
AUGUUUGAGCCGAAGACUGUUCAUGAAAUGAUCACGCCGAUGUUAAUGGCGAACGCCAUCGUCGGCAUGGGAAUUUGGUCCUCCAAUCGAGGCAAAUUUCUAAACAUUGCAUACUCGUUGAUCUGUCUGGUGACGUAUUGCGUCGUGAUGAAGCUGUCGAUGGACAGCCUGGGAAGUCAUUAUUUGCCCAAAGUGACUUCACUCGGAAAUUAUACAUUUUAUGGGAUCUUCUAUGCCAACAUCUGCCUGACGCUCUGUCUUAUUCCUUGCGGCUGGUUGAGGAAAAAGUACAUGAAGGCAGCAAUAAUGCGCAUAGCGAUGUGCGAAAAAUCUUUGGAACAAAUGGGAUUGGAGAAGAACUAUCGGAGAUUGUAUCGGAAUCAGAUUAUUGCUCUCAUAUUCGUCGCAGUGAUAUUCAUCGUAUUUAUAGUGGUCAAUUAUGAUGGGAUGUUCGUGGAGGGUACACCUUUGCAUGUCAAAAUUAUCAUUACGUUUGCCUUUAAUUAUCCCGUCGGCUUGCUCUACGUGAGUGACGUAUCGUUCUUACACUGGGUCAGCUACGCGAAGAUUCGGUUCACUCAACUGAACAAUCUGCUGAGACUCAUGUUAACGACUACGCCAGAUUCGCCACAGCACAAAAGGGUACUGAAAAUGAAGGACGAGUGGGACAAGUCCUUUGUCGCAUCCACGCAGGAGGAUUCUAAGUCUAAGGAUAAUACCGAUACGAUGAGGGCCGUUAAGCAAGUUCAUUUGGAAUUAAUCAAGUCUACCAGGUGUACGAAUGAUGCGUUCGGCAUACAGAUCCUCUUUUCUAUGACGGUGUCGUUCGUAUUCAUCACUAGUCUUCUGUACUACGCUUACAAGAUUUUCUGGCAAGGAAGCUAUUCUAAAGAGGAAUACAAGAAGGAAAUAAUACCGGUCAUUAGCUGGAUUCUGUUCUACUCAUCGAAGGUCCUCGUCAUAAAUCAUAUGUGCGCAAUGGCGAGCGUUGAGGCUGCGAACACAGGUGAUAUAAUCUGCGAAUUGUACGAGCCAACGACCAGCAAAGAAUUUCGUGCGGAGAUACGAGAUUUCACUCUGCAAUUGAUACAGAAUCCGUUGACAUUCACAGCGUGUGGCUUCUUCAAUCUGGAUCACACGUUUAUUCAUGGGGUCAUUGGCUCGGUCACCACGUACCUCGUGAUUCUCAUCCAAGUUGGAGAUUUACCUACAGGAAAUGAUAAACCACCGAAUACUACCAUACAACCAUUCGACGAGUCGAAUAUUACUAUGACCGAUGCAUUUACAACCAUUACUUCUCCGUAAAAGCAAAUUUCGCACAUUUUUCAUUUCUCAUUGUUUUAUACAAAUUUAAGAAAUUGAAGAUUUGACGAAG